UCCUGAUCACGUGUCGGAAGUCAGCGCUCUGGGUGCGGCGAAUGACUGGAGAGGCUGGUUCGGUCCCCUCUUUCUAAAAUGGCUUCGCUGCUGCAAUCUGAGCGGGUCUCCUACUUAGUCCGUGGUGAGAAGGAAAUCCGAGCGCCGCUAUCGCAGCUCUAUUUCUGCCGCUACUGCAGCGAGCUCCGCUCCCUCGAGUGCGUCUCUCAUGAGGUGGAUUCUCACUAUUGUCCCAGUUGCCUGGAAAAUAUGCCAUCAGCUGAAGCCAAGCUGAAGAAAAACAGGUGUGCUAACUGUUUUGACUGCCCAUGCUGCAUGCACACUCUUUCUACCCGGGCCACAAGCAUUCCUGCUCCACUGCCUGAUGAUCCUGCUAAGACUACAAUGAAGAAAGCUUAUUAUCUGGCCUGUGGCUUUUGCCGCUGGACAUCCAGAGAUGUUGGCAUGGCAGAUAAAUCAGUUGCCAGUGGAGGUUGGCAGGAGCCAGAAAAUCCUCAUACUCAAAAGAUCAAUAAAUUGGUUGAGUAUUAUCAACAGCUAGCUCAGAAGGAGAAGAUGGAAAGAGAUCGUAAAAAGCUGGUUCGGCGCCGGCCCUACAUGCCACUGGCUUUUUCGCAACACACUAUACAUGUAGUGGACAAAUAUGGCCUUGGCACCAGACUACAGCGUCAGAGGCCUGGAGCACCAAUCAGUGCUCUUGCUGGACUCUCGCUGAAAGAAGGAGAAGACCAGAAGGAGAUAAAAAUUGAACCAGCCCAGGCUGUGGAGGAAGUGGAACCUCUGCCUGAGGAUUAUUAUACAAGACCAAUAAAUCUAACAGAAGUGACGACUCUUCGGCAGCGCCUCCUGCAGCCAGACUUCCAACCCAUUUGUGCUUCUCAGCUUUACCCACGUCAUAAGCAUCUGCUGAUCAAACGUUCAUUACGGUGCAGAAAAUGUGAACACAAUUUGAGUAAGCCAGAAUUCAAUCCUACAUCCAUCAAAUUCAAAAUCCAGCUAGUAGCUGUCAACUACAUCCCUGAAGUGAGAAUUAUGUCUAUUCCCAAUCUGCGCUACAUGAAGGAAAGUCAAGUACUUCUAACUCUAACCAACCCUGUGGAAAACCUUACCCAUGUGACGCUGAAAGAGUGUGAGGAAGGAGAUCCAGAUGACAUCAAUAGUACUGCUAAGGUGAUGGUUCCUUCGAAGGAGCUAAUUCUGGCUGGCAAAGAUGCAGCAGCAGAAUAUGAUGAGUUGGCAGAACCUCAGGAUUUUCAGGAUGACCCCGACAUCGUGGCAUUUCGGAAGGCUAAUAAAGUUGGAGUAUUCAUCAAGGUUACUCCACAGAAAGAAGAAGGAGAAGUUACUGUAAGUUUUAAGAUGAAACAUGAAUUUAAAAAUCUUGCUGCUCCAAUUCGGCCCACGGAAGAAAGUGAUCAGAUCUGUGAGGUCAUCUGGCUCACUCAUCACGUGGAGCUCAGCCUGGGCCCUGUUCUUCCGUGAAGCCUGCCAGUAAUCGGAUCAUGAAAGAUGGCCAGGUGCUGCAUCAUAUCACUGUUGAAGAAGAAUGUGUCCCAAACAGACAUUGAAGGCACUGGUUCAUGGAACUUCCCUUGGCUGAGAACACACACCACAAAUAUCAACCAAAAGUUGUAGAGGUAGAAUCAAAGAGGAAGAGCCAUGACUUUGAAUGACGCGUUCCUUUGCCUCCCCCUUUGAGAUGGUUUUCAGACUGUACCACCUGCUCUGUCAACUUUACAACACAAAACUCUGUAUACGCACUUGUGGCCAUCUAUGUACUUGCAGUAUGCUUUGAUCAAAUCAAAUGAGAUUUCUUAGCAAAAGCCUGCUUUGUGUCAAUUUCAUAAAGCUAGAGUUAGAGAAUGCCAAAAUCUCUUUCUAGUAGGUCCACAUGACCUGACAGAUUUAUUCCAAGGUUGCAAUAGCACCUUCUAGCAGCAGGGGAUGCUCUUGCUUACCAUCCUCAAUCACAACUAGCACUGCCUAGGUACCAAGUAGAGACAUUCUGUGCAACGUUCUGUUGUCCUGUACAGUUUAUUAAGGAAAGGCAACUGUGAAAAGGUUCUUCGUGCCUCCUCAGUAUUAUGCAGUUUGGGGGUUUAUUGUUUCUACCACUCUUAAGAUUGGAGAUGCAGGUUUAAAAUGAAACCGGUUAUUAUAGAGUAGCCAGUAAGUGAAAAUGCUGCUGUAGAUGUCUUAUUGAAGCUGCACAGAGAUUGGAACAAGAGGCACUUGUUGGUGUUCACGAAAUUAUCUGCCCACAGUAUAUCAACCAAAGAUAUUUGACAGUUUUGAUAGGAAGAUAAUUUUUGGUAUGUGUGUUUAACACCUUUUAAGAAAGCAUUUCCCCACUGGAUGCACUUAAGAGCAUACCAUUAUAAGCAUGGCUUUCUGAGUAGCAAAUUAAGUGAAUAAAUAGUUAUAAUCUACAAAAUGCCUAAGGCUUGGCUCUCUAGUUUGAUUGGUAACCCUAAAUUCAAUAUUGCCGUGCUCCACGCAGAAAAAAAUUCAACACGUGCAUGUCAGUUAACUUUUAUUUGCUAAAAGUGUUGGAAAGAAAUGCAUUGGAACACAGUGGCUUAGGAUUAUUUGUUUUGGGUUUUAGCCAAAUGGUUCUAAAAAUAAGCAGCAGAUACAAGUAUUACAAGUUGAGUGUUUGAUGUGUAGCCUGCAGCAAAUGGGAGAAGGAAGAUCUCAUGACCAUAAAGAUGUUGACUACAGGAAUAAAUUGCAGUGCGACUGCAUGCAUUCCUGUAGACAAAUGCAAGAAGGGGUAUGUUUAUUUCAUGUUUACAUGAACUAGUCCUUUAAGUACAAAAUUAGACACGGACUAAUUGGAAAUGGUUGGAAAAGUGCUUUUUGUAGAUUCCAGAUUGUUCAGGGGUGUAUUUAAAAUUAUCUGCAUUUGUCUGGCAGCAUUUGGGUGAAGGUUAUGCCUUAUUUUCUUGUUUGUGCAAUGGAUGGUUCAAAAAAGUAAUGUUUACAGGGCUUGUGUUAAAUAUAUAAUGUAAAGCAUGGGAUUUAGAAGUCUAGCUAGUGUUUACUCUUAAAUGUGUAGUGUUAGUGUCUGUUGCCCUCAAUUUUAGAAACUAAAUCCAAAUAAUCCCUGGUUUAACCACUUCCAAGCCAAUUCUUGGCUAAGUAAUAGUUUGCAAGUUGAAGGUAACACCUUGCUGUGCUAAAGAAAUUAAUAGUUAGCCCAGCUCAUAACAUGCAUAGGAUAAUUGGACAUAUUUUGAGACUUUAAGGGCUGGCUCAAACUGAAACAUAUAUUGGAUUCUAACAACUUAGUCAAGUGAUUUGUUUCUUUUUAGUGUUUAAUCUUACGAAGCAUAGUAAUAACUGCUGAAAUGUAUUCCACACAAUUCUGCAGAAACAUCUCACUGGUUCCUCUUGAGAGGAUACUGGAAGCAUUCUGCCUUACUGUUCAAUGUAGUAAACUUUGAAAUAAAGAAGCAGACAAUGCUGUUA
Molecule: messenger RNA, 3471 nt
Organism: Sphaerodactylus townsendi
Lineage: Eukaryota; Metazoa; Chordata; Lepidosauria; Squamata; Sphaerodactylidae
Gene: DCTN4
Product: dynactin subunit 4
Exons: 14
Coding region: 79-1482 (467 amino acids)
Cellular component (GO): dynactin complex
Source: RefSeq, a predicted model, not a curated record